AUGGACUUGAUAUUAGAGGAAGAAGAACGUAUGUAUUCUGCAAUUCAAGAAGUUUAUGGAGUUAAUACUAAUAGAGAGAUGCAAAGGACAGAUCGAGGAGGAGGUUGGCGUCGGGUGCAACGAUUUAUGUAUGAGUCUGAGAAACAGUGUUUUGAUAUCCUCCGUAUGAAUCAAGAAUCAUGCCAUGUCUAUCUUGAAGAGAGUGUAGCGAUGUUUAUUGAAAUGGUGGCACAAGAUCUUGCAGCAGAUAUAGUGAAGCCAUCCAAAGGUGAGUUUGCAAAACCUAGUCCUAAACUAGUUAAAGAUGGUAGGUAUUGGCCUUUUUUUGAAAACUGCAUUGGUGUUUUGGAUGGAACCCAUAUAUUUGUUCGCCCUCCAUCUAAUAGUGCAGAAGCAUAUAGAGGUAGAAAAUCAGAACCAACAAUAAAUGUUCUAGCGAUAUGUAACUUCAGCAUGAGAUUUAUAUUUGCUUAUGUUGGAGUUCCUGGUAGAGCACAUGACACCAAGGUGUUAACACAUUGUGCUACUCAUGAACCUUCCUUCCCUCAUCCACCAAAUGGCAAGUAUUAUCUAGUAGACUCAGGUUACCCAACUAGAAAUGGUUAUCUAGGGCCUCAUCGUAGAGCUAGGUACCAUCUUGAUCUGUUUGCAAGGGGAGGACCACCUACUAGCACUAGAGAGCUGUUUAACCGUAGACAUGCUAGUUUGCGUUCUAUGAUAGAGAGAACAUUUGGUGUUUGGAAAGCAAAGUGGAGGAUUUUAGAUAGGAAACAUCCUAAGUAUGAUAUGAAAAAAUGGAUAAAGAUUGUGACAGCAACUAUGGCACUUCACAACUUUAUUCGAGAUUCACACUAUGAAGACCGUGAUUUUGUUUAUUGGGAGGUGGUAGAUGAUUAUGAGAAUCAUGGUGACCAAGCUGUAGAAAAUGAAGAAGAAGGUAACAUUGAACAUAUUCCUUACAUUCCAACUGGUGAUAGAGCAAUGGAGGCUCUACGUGAUGUUAUAGACUAUGGUACGACACUCCUUUCAUUGAUUCUUGUGUUUGUUUUGUUUGUUCAUGUAGCGGCUAGGAUUAGAGAGAUAUUGGAGAGGUUUUGGUUGUGA
Camelina sativa (false flax) is the source of this 1104-nucleotide messenger RNA. The record is from RefSeq and is a predicted model, not a curated record. Lineage: Eukaryota; Viridiplantae; Streptophyta; Magnoliopsida; Brassicales; Brassicaceae.